AUGCGCACGGCUUCUACACAGCAGGGUCACAGCGGAACGCUGCCGUGCCGGUCAUCAUCGGUGGUGGCGGAAGAGGCGGCCAAAAAUUUUCUGAGGUUACAGCAUGAGACGGAGGAGGUGGCCAAAAAUUGUCUGAGGUUACAGCAUGAGACGGAGGAGGUGGCCAAAAGUUUUCCGAGGUUACUGCAGGAGGCGGAGGUGGCGGCCAAAAAUGUUCUGAGGUUACAGCAUGAGACGGAGGAGAUGGCCAAAAGUUUUCCGAGGUUACUGCAGGAGGUGGAGGUGGCGGCCAAAAAUUUUCCGAGGUUACCGCAGAAGGCGGGCCUGCGACGGGUGUAA
Macrosiphum euphorbiae (potato aphid) is the source of this 339-nucleotide messenger RNA. NCBI's taxonomy places the organism in Eukaryota, Metazoa, Arthropoda, Insecta, Hemiptera, Aphididae. The record is from the annotation of a GenBank genome assembly.